This is a messenger RNA of Tarenaya hassleriana, 4554 nucleotides long. RefSeq lists its product as uncharacterized. The record is from RefSeq and is a predicted model, not a curated record. NCBI's taxonomy places the organism in Eukaryota, Viridiplantae, Streptophyta, Magnoliopsida, Brassicales, Cleomaceae. Bases 164 to 3565 code for a protein of 1133 amino acids. The transcript has 8 exons.
UAAAUUCACAAUUUUGCCAUUCAGGCGCAAAAGGUUUUUCUUCUUCUUCUUCUCUCUCUCUACUCCGUUCCGUCGCUGGCCGAUCGUCGGAAUAUUGACUUGUACCGUAACGUUCACUGAUGCCAGUUACCCUUUGAAGCUGAAGGUCAGAUAAGCAUAAGCCAUGGGUUUCGACAUUGAAUGCAUACCAAACAUUCAAUCUCUCGCCGGAGAGUACUUCUGUCCUGUCUGCCGUCUGCUAGUUUACCCAAAUGAAGCUCUGCAGUCUAUGUGCACUCACUUGUAUUGUAAACCAUGUUUGACAUACAUCGCAAGCACGAGUAUGGCAUGCCCAUAUGAUGGCUACUUGGUGACUCAAGCGGAUGCAAAGCCGCUCAUGGAGACGAACAAAGUAUUGGCUGAUACUAUUGGCAAAACUAAGGUUCAUUGUUUAUACCAGAAGAGUGGAUGCACAUGGCUGGGUACUCUGUCAGAGAGCUCAUCACAUUGCUUGGGAUGCGCUUUUGGUAAUUCACUAGUUGUAUGCAACAGGUGUGGAGUUCAGAUUGUACAUCAUCAAGUGCUGGAGCAUGCUCAAGUUUGUCCUGGCACUCAACAAGUUAGGGUUCAGGAAUCACAGGGUUCCCAGCCGAUUGCUUGCUCAGGCAUGGCAGCUGGCGAAGGUCAGGCACAAGCUUCCACUCAAGCAGGUACUGCUAUGACCACUUCCCAAGCCACCCCAGUUCCUAACCCCCAGGGUCAGGCGGUACGAACCCCAACUCCAGAACAAUGGUACCAGCAGCAACAGUAUCAGCAAUACUACCAGGGCUAUUCGGGAUACCUUCCAUAUCAGCAGCAAGCAUUUGCACCGAACUUGCAGCAACCAUUGCAAUCUCAAGCUCAACCAACCCUAAUUACUGGCCAACACCAAGCUCCACAUGUGCGUCAACCAAUUAAGUCUGAGCCUCUAAGUCAAAAUCAGGUGCAGCUUCAAACACAACUACAAGCUCAGUGCUCGGUUCAGCCACAAUCUCAUGUUGUUUCUCAGGCAGCUCCAGCAUCUCAAUCUAUGAAUCUGACAGUUGCUGCACCACUGUCUCAAACAUACCCUUCAGUUCCUCAAUUCCCAUCGCAGACAUUGCCAGCUUUGCAUGGUCAACCUCAGUCACAUUCCCAAACACAAUCUAUUCCACAAGUAUACUCUGGUCAGCCUCAAUUGCAGCAUGCUCCAGCACCUCAAUAUCAGCAGUUUCCUGGGCAAAAUCAAUCUCAGAUUCACAUGCAGCAUCACGUGCCUCCUUCUCAGACUAACACUGUUCAAAAUAUACCGCCGUCGCGUCCUGCUGGCCAGGCUCGGGCACUGCAGCCACCUGCUCAUUUUAAUGGUCAUCUGAAUCAUUUGCAGCCACAUUUUAACCAGCAAAAUCACGUGGGGCUUCAGAGUAAUAGACCUGUGCACUAUCAGGUUGAAAAUCAACCAACACUGCGACCUACUCAGAUGCAGAAUCUUUUUCCUCGACAGAUGUCCCAUCAACGCUCUCCCCAAUCUCACUUUCCAAUGCAAAAACAGCAGCCCCCAGUCCAUCAGCAAGUAGGACCUUCAGUCCCUCAAGGCCAAGUUAUGCACCCAGCACAGCAGCCCUUGUCACAGCAACCUACCAUGGGACAAUCAUCGGGUGUAGUUCAUAAUCAGAUGCAUCAGCAGAGCGUUUUCACUCAUCCACCUGUAGCUUCGCAGUCUCAUUUACGUCCCCAAGGCACACUUCAGGGUUUACAGAAAUAUCAACAAGCCACAGAGUUGCACCAGCCGAGUAUGCAAAAACAUGGAUUUGAACCACAAAUGAGCCUGCAUUCUGGUAGUGCUUUGCCAGAGAGAUCAGGUCAGCCUGCACCAGGCCAGCCAGCCUUGAUGCAGGGUAUAACUCAGGGGACUGAAAAUCAGUUACCUUUGGCACCCAAGAAGCAGGAUGGAGUAACUUCAAGUCCUACAGUGGGAAAGCAAGGUGAUGAAAGAGUUGAAGAUGAUAGAGAAGCUGAGUCUACCUUGAAUGUCAAUCCGAGUGCUGAAAAUAAAGUGAAAUGUACAGAAGAAGAAGAUACAACUAAAUUUGAUACUGAGCAUAAAGGCAACGGGACUGAGGAACCCGUUGAAUCUGACCGUGGGUCCAGCGCAGCUGUUGAGAACCGUGAAGUGAAAAGCGAGCUUGAAGGCAAGCAAAUGAUAAAAGAAAAGGAUGUCAAUGGCCCGAGGAACGCAGGGAAGGGUUCUGUUAUAGAAGGAAUAGCUGCUGAAGCUGCUAAGGCUGGGGAAAAUAUUGAAAAAGUGGAGAAGAAUAGAGAUCUUCCGCAAAUGCAGGUUUCGCUAGGUAUCAAAUCAGGCAAUAAUCAGCCACCAGUUACUCAUGAGCUUAUAAAUUCCAAACAAAGACCUGGUGCACUUUCUGGGCAAAAAUCAGCAGGGGUUCCACAACAUAUGUCUGCACCUAGAUACCCUCCCCUAGUUCGGCCUCAUGGCCCCAAAAUUUUGUCUGGUACUCGAACUGACUUUUCUGUUGCUCAAUCGUUUCAAGGGAGAGUGCCUCCUUAUGGUCGUGGCCAUCACAGACCUGAAGGUCCUUAUGAUGAAGUGCAUCUUCCCCCUGCUAAUGCUUCGCAGGUAUCCCCUAGUGCAAGGAACUCAUUUGCUCUUGGAUUAAGAGAUGGAAGGUUCAAGCCUUUGCCAAGUGACCGUUUAAACCCUGUUUCAUUGGAGCCUCCUGGACAUAGGCUCUUGGACGAAGGUUUCAAGCAUACCCCUGGGCCUUCUCACUUAGAUAGUGAUUCCUUUCCAAGAUCCGGGGCUUGUUCUUGGAAACCAUUUAAUAGAGAAUUUGGCACGAGUGCACUUUGGCCUCAGGAGAAGUACAAGAUUGAUUUUGAUUCAGGUCCCACCUCAAGAUUCUUCCAGCCUUUUAAUGAUUUGGGAGAGAACCAACUUGGUCAUCGAUAUAUAGGUGGUGGUGGUCAAUUGAGCAUGAAUGACACUGCAGGUAGGGAUCGGUUUGAUCUUCCUAGCCACUUGGCUAGAAGGGAGUUUGAAGCUUGUGGUAAUUUUAGAAUCGACGAGCAAUUACGUCAUCAUGUUGUGAUGAAACAUGAUGUCCUACCCAGCCAUAUAAGGGGAGAUGAUCAAUUUGGUCCGCAUGGUUUUCUUGGUAUUUCAAGGUUGGAAAAGCAAGUUGGUUUAAAUGGUAUCCCUCGCCGGCCCGGUGACCCGGGAUUUAGGAGCAGAUAUUCCCUCCAAGGAUUUCCAGAUGAUAGUGGUUCCAUUCCUUUUAAGGGAGUUGUUGAACCCUUUGAAAAUUCAAGAAAACGGAAGUUAGGAACUGCAGCAUGGUGUCGUAUCUGUAAAGUUGACUGUGAAACAAUUGAAGGUUUAGAUUUCCACUCUCAGACCAAGGAGCACCAAAAGAAGUCCAUGGAUAUGGUCUUAAUAAUCAAGCAGAACGCAAAGAAAUGCAAACUAGCUUAUGCCGAUGGUUCACAAAACAAUACAAAGAAAGCAGAUUCCGAGGGCCAUGAUAGCAAGAAAAAAGGAAUAGCAUGAUGCGGUUCAAAUCUCCGUAUUUUCGUCGUGAAAUGUCAAACCGGAUUCCUUUGGUGGCCAUGUUGGCUACCAAGACCUGGUGACCCUUCAUCGCCACUUCUGCUAUCAGAUUUUGGCUGCAGUUAAUUAUGGUCGAUAGAAAAACGAUGAACAAAGAAUGACGACUUAGAAUCUUCCAGAGGUGGAAAGUUAUGGAAAGUAGCGAACUUUAUUAUAGUGUGGCUUGUACUCAGGGCAAACAAGCAACACUUGGAAAAGAUUCUGGGGAAACAAUUCAACUUAUAUAGGAUCUUUAGCCAUCGGAGACAUACUGUAGCUAGCAUGACUGCUGGUUUUUUCUCCGGGGACUUUGCCUUUUGAUUAUUGAAAAUACGUUUAAAGCUUGAUAACCAUUUUGCUGUAUUUUACUGUGCUGUGAAUCAGUUGGCCUAAACCCAGGGGCUUGGGCUAUUGUAUAAAGUCCUUACAUUUGUGCUUUUUCUUUUCUUGUGUGCGGUUAAAUUACUCGACCAGCCUGCCUGCUUUUGGUGGAGCAGCUACACGAACAAGGGCUGAAAAGCUUGGCGACAUUGGUAUCAGCUUCUUCCCCGUAGAAUUUGCUGGAGCUCGGGAACAGAAAAAUCGACCCUUUUCUCCUUUCAGGACAUUGAGCAUAAGGAGGAGCAUUAUGGAAACAUGCAGCCGCUUCUCUGAUAUUCCAUCCUGAAGGGUUUUUUUUUACACAGAAAAAUGCUAGGAUGUGCAUCAUCACCAUCCAUCACCAUCACCAUCACCAUCAUCAUCAUCAUCCACUUUAACCAAACAUAGUCACCAUAUGCAGUGUAGAGGAUUCAACUUUUGCAAUCUUGAUCUCUGUUUUUUUGGCGUUUUAAAGGUUAUGUCACGAAAUAUGUAGCAAAGUUGCCCAUUGGCUUUAAUUUCUCUCUUAAAUUCGAUUUCUGUUUGUUUCAGACAGGAAAAUAAAGAAGAGAGUUUAUUCAUUAUCUAAA